Messenger RNA from Peronospora matthiolae, 1365 nucleotides. Lineage: Eukaryota; Oomycota; Peronosporomycetes; Peronosporales; Peronosporaceae. The record is from the annotation of a GenBank genome assembly.
AUGACGUCAAUCGUGUCUAUCAAAGCCCGUCAGAUCUUCGACUCGCGCGGCAAUCCGACCGUCGAGGUCGACGUUGUCACUCCGCUCGGCUUGUACCGCGCGGCAGUGCCCAGUGGCGCCUCAACAGGGGAGUUCGAGGCGCUGGAGAUGCGUGACGGAGGCUCGGCGUACAUGGGCAAGGGCGUGCUGAACGCCGUGAAGAACGUGAAUGACGUCAUUGGUCCCGCUCUUGUGGGCAAAGACGUGACGAAACAGGCCGAGAUGGACCGGUUCAUGGUCGAGACUUUGGACGGGACGCAGAACGAGUGGGGCUGGUGCAAGAAGAAGCUCGGGGCCAACGCCAUCCUCGGCGUCUCGUUGGCACUCUGCCGUGCCGGUGCGGCGGCCAAGAAGCAGCCGCUGUGGCAGUACAUUGCUGACUUAGCUGGCAACCCAACGCCGUGCUUGCCCGUGCCGUCGUUCAACAUUAUUAACGGGGGCUCCCAUGCUGGUAAUAAGCUGGCUAUGCAGGAGUUUAUGGUCCUUCCUAUUGGGGCGACGAGCUUUACUGAAGCCAUGCAAAUUGGCUCGGAAAUAUACCACAACCUGAAGAAGGUGAUCAAAGGCCGGUACGGCCUCGAUGCUACGGCGGUGGGUGACGAAGGCGGCUUUGCUCCUAACAUUCUGUCGAACGGCGAAGCUAUUGACCUCAUUGAGGAGGCAAUCAAGGCUUCGGGGUACACGGACAAGGUCCGUCUUGGCAUGGACGUUGCUGCCUCGGAGUUUUACACGGGAGCAGCAGACGCUCGCUAUAAUUUGGACUUUAAGAACGAGAAUGCUGCGGACUCGGAGAAGAUCUCGGCCGACAAGCUGCUGGAGGUGUACGAGGGCUUUAUUGCCCAGUGUGCCAGGUCGAGCAGCAUCGUCUCGAUUGAGGACCCGUUCGACCAAGACGACUGGGAGUCGUGGAAGAAGAUUACGGCCAAGGUCGGCAAGGACGUACAGAUCGUGGGCGACGACUUGACAGUGACGAACCCGACCCGUGUGAAGAAGGCUAUUGAACAGAAGGCGUGUAACGCUCUUCUGCUGAAGGUGAACCAGAUCGGUACCAUCACCGAGUCGAUUGAGGCCGUGACGAUGGCAAAGAAGGCCGGAUGGGGCAUCAUGGCUAGCCACCGCAGCGGGGAGACGGAGGACACGUUCAUUGCGGACCUGGCGGUGGGUCUAAGUGCUGGCCAGAUCAAGACGGGCGCUCCGUGCCGUUCGGAGCGUUUGGCGAAGUACAACCAGCUCUUGCGUAUUGAGGAGGAGCUGGGAGCCAGUGCUCGCUACGCCGGCGCGGACUUUCGUGACGUGGAGAAGCUCGGUAAGUACUCGACUUUCUAG